AACCAAUUGCUGAUGAUAAAACACGUUGUGCUGUAUUUAUUUCAACUAAUAGUGAACAGCAAAAAAUUAAAAUUUUGGUUUUUACUCUAUGAAUUUAUUGUUUUUUUAGAUACUUCGUUACUUUCACCUCUUGCUUAUAGUAUAUCAACACUUGAAUAUGCGUUUGAAAUUAUUCUUGUUCUUUUAACAUUAGCUAGUCUAUCAGAUAUAGCUCGUGUUAAUGAAUUAUAUCCAGCAGUUGAUACAAAAGAUCAAAAUGUUGAUGGUGAAUCGCAAUUACAUGGCUCUGAAUUAAUUAUACUUGAUCGUUAUGCAUGCCGUUUAUCACCUUCGUUUAUAAUGGCAUGGCGUGGUCGUUUAUUAAAUAUAUAUCCAUCAUUAUUACCAACAUUUUGUCAUAGUAGUUUACCAAUUCGUGAUGCAUUACAAGCUGGUGUUCGUAUAACUGGUGUUACGAUUCAUUUUAUUGGUGAAUCCAAUACAGAUAAUGAUGGAUCAAUAAUUGCACAAACAUCUUCAUGUUUAAUGCAAAGUGAGGACAAUUCUUUUUCAUCUCUCAAUGAUUCAUUACCUUGUCCUCGUGAUGAUCCUAUUAUUGAACGUAUUUCAUCAUCACCUACUGAUGCCAUGAUGAUGAAGAAACACAUUUUACAAUCGUCUUCAAAUAAUUUUCAUGAAAUUGAGCUGGAUGACUUGGAUGCUGAUUUUGUUGAUUCACUUGGUCUUAAAUUAAAUCUCAUGUUACCAGUUUAUGUUCAAUGGAAAAAACAAUUUGAUUUUGAAGAUCAUGAAGAAUCGAAUUUUAUUACAUUUAUUCAACAACUUAAAGAUGAAGAAAUUAUAAGUUAUUAUACUGAUCGUAUUAUUAAAGAAGCUGAACAAUGGAAUGAUGAACACGGUUGUGGUGUUAUUGACUUAAUUCGAUAUUCAAUCAUUGAUCGAUUAGAAAGUAAACGACAAUAUCCUAUAACUCCAUUUGAUACUUCACGUCAAAACCAAUGGAUUGAUCAAAUUUGUGAAUCAGUACGUGAUGGUGAAUUAUCUUAUAUGCGUCGUUUAAAAAUAUAUUCUAUCGAUGAUUACUUGAGUGAUUCAAAUGAAAAAGAUCUUCGAAACUCAAUGAAAAUAUUUGAAAAUAAAACAACUGAUGAACAAAUUUUUUUUUAUCAUGGAACUACGGAAAUUCAUGCUCAAUCAAUUGUAACAUGUGGUAUUCGUUUAGUUAAAAGAGGAUCACGUCCAGGUGAUUUUGGAUUCGGAUUCUACACAACAAAUAAUCUCAUUGAAGCUUUAAGACAUGCAGAAGACAGGUCCAUCGCGACUCAUGGUGAACAAAGACCUGCUUGUCUUGUAUUUUCCAUUUCAAAAAAUGAAUUUAAUGCUCAUCAACUUAUUCGUCUUUUAUAUGAAGAAAAAGAAGAAGAAUUUAUUAGAGAGUAA
Messenger RNA from Rotaria sordida, 1440 nucleotides. The record is from the annotation of a GenBank genome assembly. Lineage: Eukaryota; Metazoa; Rotifera; Eurotatoria; Philodinida; Philodinidae.